CACAAUCUUCUCGAUCUGUCAAUCUUUCAGCAAUACGCUGAGGUGAAAAGUCAAGUCAGGUCGUCUACUGUGCAGAUCUUCGGAUCCGAUUCACUUACCAAAGAUCCUGUAGGCUAUUUCCAAGGCACAUUGUCGGUGAGCAGCGCCCUAUCGCGAAAGGAGGAAAUGUCCGACAGCCCGCUGAACAUCAUUAAUAUUCGAGAUGUGCCGAUCCUCUCGUUAGCAAUGAGAGCUGACCAAGUUGAAGGAACAGCGGAAGAAUCGGAAAUUCGCGACGAGCUACACCAGAUGUUGCUCAAACGUGAACACUUUGGCAAGUUCUUCGAGGAGUUGAUGUUGCUGCUUCGUGGAGCGUUGGCCCAAAGACAGAUCCUGAGCAGCAGGACAAAUGUCACGAAUCACUAG
Messenger RNA from Ostertagia ostertagi, 405 nucleotides. NCBI's taxonomy places the organism in Eukaryota, Metazoa, Nematoda, Chromadorea, Rhabditida, Trichostrongylidae. The record is from the annotation of a GenBank genome assembly.